This is a messenger RNA of Physcomitrium patens, 1672 nucleotides long. Its product is annotated as putative UDP-arabinopyranose mutase 5. Gene Ontology annotation, molecular function: UDP-arabinopyranose mutase activity. Lineage: Eukaryota; Viridiplantae; Streptophyta; Bryopsida; Funariales; Funariaceae. The record is from RefSeq and is a predicted model, not a curated record. Gene Ontology annotation, biological process: UDP-L-arabinose metabolic process. Gene Ontology annotation, cellular component: Golgi apparatus; cytosol.
UUGUCUCCUUUUAUUCUUCUCACCCCCACUGCGCCGUUUCGAGUGCGAGUCGUAAUGCAUAUGUCAUGCUUGAUGAUAACACGGCACCAAAUUUGAGCUUGGACGUGCCACGAAUGUCAGAUAUUGGUGUCGUGAGCAGGUAGUUAAGGCUAUUGCAAUUGUGGCACAUCGUUUUGAAGGUGCAAUCGUCUCAGUUUGGAGCCCAUUUCAUCUCCAUUUCGCUGCUCCCGAGCUCUCUCAACAUCAACAGAUUGGAGAACCCGGCAUUGUUAGGUUGGAUCCAUUGAGAAAUUGUCUCGCAGGGAUGGCGAAGUUGGUUCCUAAUGUCCUCCCUGGGGAGGUCGACGUUGUGGUGGCUGCAUUGAAGCCGGACUUAGGCUAUCUGGAAGUAUGGCGGGAGAUGUUGAAGGGAUGCCAUCUGAUUGUGGUGCAGGGGGAAGCGUUUCCCGAGCCGAUAAGAGUGCCCGAAGGGUUUGAUGCGGAUGUGUAUACGAGGGACGACAUCGUGAAGUUGUUAAGUGCAGAGCUAGUUAAGAAGCUCGGAUUCAACGGCCGUAGCUGCAGAAGCUUCGGCUACCUCAUGGCCAAGCGGCGGUACGUGUUCUCCAUGGAGCCGGAUUGCUCACCAGCCCAGGACCCGGAGGGCUACGUUGUCAACCCCGUUGUGGAGCAUGUCGUGAACCUCAAAAUUCCUGCGACACCACUCUUUUUCAACACAUUAUACGAUCCAUAUCGAGUUGGGACGGAUUUCGUGCGAGGGUAUCCGUUUAGCUGGCGGGAGGGUGUGCCGACAGCCGUGUCUCUGGGUUCCUGGAAAAAUGCUACCACGGGACGAUAUGUGGAUGCGACACUGACCAUCCCGAGGAACACCUUGUACACAAUGAGCGGGAUCAAUCUGGCAUUUGAUCGAAGUCUGGUGGGACCGCUCAUGUUCGAGCCUCCUCAGCUUGCCUCUGCAAAUGGCGCUGGUGAGCUUUGGGCGGGCCUCUGUUGCAAGACGAUUUGUGACCACAACUAUUGGGGUGUGAAGACUGGUUUGCCCUACAUCUGCCGUAAUGAAGCGAAUGUAGCGAACGAGAAGGCUGCUUUAGGGCAAGGAGAUGGCAACAAGCUGGAUCUAAUUGCUGGGUUUUUCCAGACCAUACGGUUGAGUGGCAAUCCAGUGGAUGUAAAGGGUUGUUACCUUGAACUGGCGGAGCAAGCGAAGUCCAGGCUGUCGGCCGGAGAUCCCACCUUCAACGAGGUUGCGUCGUCUAUGCAGGCGUGGAUCGCAGCUUGGAGUAAGCUUGGCCAUUAACACCACCAUUUGAAGACAUAUAUUAGGUCUGGUUUUAGUUUCAGCAAGUCCAUACUCCUUGUUACAUACUACCGAGUAUUGAAAGUAUUCUAUCGGGCUUGUGUCUAAAGGAGAUCUGUUGACGGGUCCUGGUUUUAAGAGUUGUUACAAAAGGUUCUUGCUUAAUCUUGCUUCGGUUUAUAUGCUCUUUUCCUUUUUUGCUGUCAACCGUCAGCAUGUGCGACCCAUACGCUUGCUUAUUAGAUCAUAAAAUUAUUGAUGUAGUUCUGUUUACUACACCGUUUUCUAGUGUGGUGUACAUUGAUUCUUAAAUUCCACAUUGUUUUACUUUUACAUAGCCGCAAUAAAAUCUUGUUCUUGUAAAUUUCACAGUAA